AUGGAAACUUUGGGUGCAGUGCGAAGUUUGAGUGAAUUGAAGAAAAUCACCGAGGAUGAGCAGCGUUUGGUGCUAUUGUUGCAGGAAGCCGGUAUAUUGCCGUCGGAGCAAAUGUGCAACAAGUGUAACCGGCGCAUGAAGAUGAAAGCGACCAAAAAAGCUAAUUCGUAUAAAUGGAUAUGCAAGCCGACGACCAGCUGUACCGGGUGGGAGUGUACUGUCCGUACGGACAGUAUAUUCAAGAACUCGCAUCUACCCCUAUCGUUGCAUCCUGACAUAUCGAAGCUGAUAGAAAUAACCUUCGAGUGGUCGCGGGAUGCGAAGCGGACGGACGCAGCAUUGGAGUGCAGUGCCGGCAAAAGUGCCAUAUCGAAAUGGUACGCUAUACUUCGAGCAGUAUCCGCGGAAUACAUCGAGACUAACCAGGCUCCAAUUGGUGGCGAUGGAAUGACCGUCGAGAUUGACGAAUCUGUCGUCACCAAGCGGAAGUACAACCGCGGACGCUUCGCGGAAGGCAACCAAGUCUGGUUGGUCGGCGGUAUCUGCCGCGAGACACGGGAAGUGUUUCUGGAGCUGGUGCAGCAACGGGAUGCUGGCACAUUGCAUGGCAUCAUUGUGCAGCAUGUGGCUCCGGGAACAACGUUAGUGACUGAUGGUUGGAGGGCCUACAACGGCAUCGAACAGUACGGAUAUGUUCACGUAGCGGUCAAUCACUUCGAAAAUUUCGUGGAUCCGGACGAUGGCUUUGUGCACACACAAAAUAUCGAAAACCUGUGGCGUUGGGUAAAGCCCUUUUUAAGAUCUAAGGGCACCAACCGAGGAGCCCUUAUCGCGUACCUACGGGAGUACCAAAUGAAGCGGCGGAACCAGAACGGCUUCCUGAGUGUGUUGCGCGCAAUCAAAGCUGUCCAGGACUUUGGGAACAUGGCCACGCGGGUGCGAUGCAGGUUUAGCUGCGUCGAUACUACUGAUACGCUGAUGGAGAAGAGCGGUCUCGAGCUUAAUCCGAUACGAUGUACUGGUGCUGCAGAUCUUCAACUUGAUCUCGAUUUCAUCUCCAUUAUCACUUCGUUUAUGAAUGUCGAAGUAUAG
This is a messenger RNA of Anopheles marshallii, 1092 nucleotides long. RefSeq lists its product as uncharacterized. The record is from RefSeq and is a predicted model, not a curated record. The transcript has 4 exons. NCBI's taxonomy places the organism in Eukaryota, Metazoa, Arthropoda, Insecta, Diptera, Culicidae. Bases 1 to 1092 code for a protein of 363 amino acids.